UUUGUGUGUGACUAAAAAUUUAUAAAGAUCACGACAUCGCUGCACUGGACCAAAUAUUUACUUCAUAAUUGCAUUUUUGACUUGAAUACACAAAAAUUUCCUAAAUAAUAAGUAACUAUGUUCUGGCAUAGAAUAAUGUGUGUAUUUUUGGCACUUACGGCUAGUGUCGCCUAUGGGGAAUUGGUGAUUGGCCAGGACGAUCUCAUCGAGGAGCUUGCGGGUCUUUUCACGAUAGAAGGGAAAAUAUUUUCACCAGAGACGCAAAACAAAGGCCAAUCCGAAACUUCGUUAUCCAUCAAUGGCGGAGAAUACAAGGGGUUUUUGAGGGAUGAUGGCACAUUUAUCGUAAGCAGUGUACCGUCUGGAAGUUAUGUUUUAGAAGUACACAAUCCGGACUACUAUUAUGAGCCUAUUCGUGUAGAAAUUAACCCGAAAGGUAAAUUCCGUGCUAGGAAGGUAAAUUAUAUACAGCCUUCGCAGAUCAUACAAGUGCCAUACCCAUUGAAAAUGAAGGCAUUAACCCGCUUUAAAUACUUCCAGACACGUGAGCAAUGGAAGAUAACGGAUUUCUUAUUCAGCCCAAUGGUUUUAAUGAUGGUGUUACCCCUUUUGGUAAUGCUUGUUCUACCAAAGAUGAUCAAUGAUCCAGAAACAAAGAAGGAAAUUGAGAAUAUUCAAUUCCCGAAAGUGAGCAACGAGAUGCCAGAAAUCAGCGAAAUGAUUACAUCAUUUUUCUCAGGUGGUAAGCCACCAGAAAAAGAAAAGAAACCAAUUUCAUCAAAACAAAACAAAAAACGUAAUUAAUACGAAAUAUCUUUUAGUGCUUAUACUCGUAUAAGCACUGGUUUUAUUACUGAUCUAAAUAAAGGAGUUAGUAGAAAUUA
Molecule: messenger RNA, 884 nt
Organism: Anastrepha obliqua
Lineage: Eukaryota; Metazoa; Arthropoda; Insecta; Diptera; Tephritidae
Gene: EMC7
Product: ER membrane protein complex subunit 7 homolog
Exons: 3
Coding region: 118-804 (228 amino acids)
Cellular component (GO): EMC complex
Molecular function (GO): carbohydrate binding
Source: RefSeq, a predicted model, not a curated record